AUGGACCUUCACAACCCAAACUUGCCACCCAUUACGGCUGGCAUCCUGUACGGGCUCUCUCUCAUUCUCUUUAUUGACGGCCUUGUUCUUGCCCAGAAGGAGUCCAGCGUGGAAAACCACUUCUCCUUUGUACAGUGCAUCCCCGCCAUCUUCUCCACGAUGGGUCUCCUCCUCCUCCACCUCGUGUCGCCGUCCGAGGUCAAGGAGGGCGAUGGACGUGGCCGUGUGUUGCUGUUCAUGUCAUGGCUCUCCAUGUUUGGGUCUAGCGUUGGUGCCCUUGCUAUUGUUUUCUUUUGCUAUACAGGUAAGCAGACACGCACUCGCGCCGCACCGGGAGUGUCGCUUGUGCUGUACACGUGCCUAGCGCCUGUCAUUACGUCUCUGCUGUGGUGGAGCCGCCGCGUGAGCGACAGUAACGAAUGGUAA
This is a messenger RNA of Leishmania braziliensis MHOM/BR/75/M2904, 426 nucleotides long. RefSeq lists its product as hypothetical. The transcript has a single exon. The record is from RefSeq and is a predicted model, not a curated record. Gene Ontology annotation, biological process: protein targeting to vacuole; late endosome to vacuole transport via multivesicular body sorting pathway. The coding region runs from base 1 to 426 and encodes 141 amino acids. Lineage: Eukaryota; Euglenozoa; Kinetoplastea; Trypanosomatida; Trypanosomatidae.